CACGCGCGCAGCUUCUCUCCUGCUGACGUCACAGUUCCAUGAGGGGAAGAUGGCGGCCGUGUUAGAGCGCAGCUUCAUAGAGAUCUGCGGGUUCGAGCGGGAGACCGUGCAGAGGUUCCGGGAGGUCACCGUGAGCCUCGGUCUGAGCGCUCUUCCUGGAGGUGUGAAGUUUCCUGAUGGCGCUGGGGCCUUUCAUUAUGAGGAGAGCGGGAAGCUGCUGUCCGUCACCAGUAACAGAUUCAUCCAUUGGUCCACGUCAGGGGACACGGUGCAGCUGGUCGAGCAGUCUUUGGACACCAAUCUGCUUAACAACGCUGUUAAACUGAAGUUCAGCCACUGCACCGUGCUGCCCGGAGGAGUCCACAUCCAGGAGACCCUCAACAAUGUCAUCAUCCUCAUCGCCACCAAUCUGAGCGUCCACAGACUUCUACUGCCACACCCCACACGCAUGUACCGCAGUGAGCUGGUCACGGAGCUUCACAUGCAGUCGAUCUUCACGGAUGUGGGGAAGCUGAGUCUGCAGGAGCCGUCUCACAGUGCCGUUAUACCUAGCUCGGUGGGUCAGACGGGAAGUCCCAGCACGUCCACCUCCUGGCUCAGUCAGUCUGGAGAGGCUCACUACGCCCUGGCUUCACCUGCUGGAGGCAUCAUGGUGGUCACACUGCCACCCCACAACACACAUGGCGGUGUGUCGGUGCUGGAGCUGAAGAGGAACUCCAUGAUGCAGAGGUUGUCCGGCUGGAUGCCCACAGCAAUCCGUGGAGACCAGAGUCCGUCUGAUCUGGUCCUCAGUCUGGCUGUCAGAGAGCUGGAGGAAGACUCAUUCAUCUUCGCCCUCUGUCAGGAUCACAAGCUGCGCAUGUGGUCAUUCAGGGAGCAGGCGUGUCUGCUGGAGGCGGACAUGUUGGAAUACAUGCCGGCUUGUAAAGGAGUGAAGCGUCUGGCCGGUCAGGGUCACCGUCUGAGGCUGGCCUUCUCCUCCACCACCGGCCUCUGUCUGGCUGUCUACCUGGCCGUACCUCAGAGAGGACAGUUCACUGUCCUGCAGCUAGUCAUCACCGACAACAACCGCUACAGCCUCGACCACAUCUCCUCUCUGUUCUCCACACAGGAGACUCUGGUGGAUUUCACUCUAACCUCCACAGAUGUCUGGGCUGUGUGGGUGGAUGACUCCAACACCACCGUGGUCAAAUACAUCAACUUUGAACAUAACACAGCCGGGCAGUGGAACCAGGUCUUUGUUCAGCCACCGCCUGAAGAAGAAGUUCACAUUGGAGUCGACCAGGACCCCAGAGAGACAUACCUGGAGGUUCUCUUCUCUCCUCUACGCUUCACAGCUUCAGCCAUCGUUAAAGCUCUGCAGAUCUACCGCAGAGGCUCAGAGAGAAUCACUAAUUGGUCCUGGGAGGCACUGAAGAAGGAGGUGACUGUGGCUGUGGAGAGUGAGCUGCAGAGCAGUGUGACAGAGUUUGAGUUUUCUCAGGAAGAGUAUCGUCAGCUGCAGGUGGAGUUCUGGUCCAAAUUCUACGCCUGUUGUCUUCAGUACCAGGAGGCUCAGUCCAUGCCUCUGGGUCUGACAGUGAGCCAGCACACCAGCAUGGUCUGUCUGCUCAAAAAGGGCUUCGUGUCAUUCCUGCUGCCGUGUUUCGCAGUUGAUCACCUGUACCUGUCUUACGAUGAGUACCUGUCCUCAGAGGAGGACACGCCCAUCACUGAAGACCCAGAGGUCGGCCAUGACGUGCUGCAGCUGGUUCAGUGUUUACGGAUGGUCAGUGAUGCAGUUUCUGGAGAGAUGGCGUACGAGAUGGAGAAAGCUCUGGAACAUCUUCAGUCACCUGAGAGGGCUGCAGAACUCGUCCUGGAGAACAUGCUCUCCAAUGACAAUGACAGCGUGAUCGAGGACAUCCAGAACAAACUGCAGGACAUUCGUAACCCAAUGGCCGCCAUGAUGGUCCUGCUGAGGGAGAUGGACCUAGAGACGGACUCAGAGGUCGGAGGAGACGGACCCGCACUCGGUCACAGUCUGAACAUGAGGAUCAACCUGUCUCAGCUGUAUGGCAGCAGUUCAGCCGUGUCUGUCGUCUGUCAGGCAGUCUGUCACAUGACCAUGACUAGAGCGCUGUUCUGCAGAGACCUGCUGAUCCUCCAGAAACUCUACCUACGCUUUGGAGACAACGUGUUUCUGGGUGGAGGUGCUCAGCUGUUGCAGCUCCAGCAGGACUUGAUUCCUCGCAGCUCUCACCUGCUGUCCUCCUAUCACCUCCUCAAACACGUCAGUCAGAGCCUGGCCUCGUCCGUCCCCCUUGACAUCAUAGAUGCUAACCUGCAGCAUCUGACCGUGUUGGAGCUGUCCGACAGUCCAGCCCUCUCCACCAACAGAUCAGUGUUAAGUCCUCAGACAGUUGUGGAGCUCUUCUAUCAGACUGCAGCCAGGAAGACGAUCAUUUCCCACAUUUAUGCUCAGCAGCAGAGUAACUCUCUGCUCCACUGGAGCCACAUGACCUCCAACGUGGUCCACCUGCUCGCCCAGAUGCUUUGGCCCAGUAACCCUGGAUUCCAGUUCCCAGAGUGUCUGAUGGCCAGCUGUCAGUACACACAGCUGCAAGAGUACGUGAGGCUGAUUGGUCCCUGGUGUCAGGUGAACAUCGGCUCCUGUCGCUUCAUGCUGGGUCAGUGUUACCUGGCUAAUGGGGAGGGUCAGAAGGCUCUGCAGUGUUUCCAAGAAGCAGCAACAGAGGUGGAGAAGGAGGAGUUCCUGAUGAGACUGACGGGCACAGACGAAGAUGAGGCUGCGUCCACUCCCAGACUACAGUACUACAACAAGGUGUUGCGGCUGUUGGAGGAUGUUGGUUUACCUGAAUUCGUCAUUCAGUUGGCCUCUCUGGCCAUAACGGAGGCCGCCAGCGACGUCAACAGUCAGGCUGCUCUGUGGACUCGAAUAUUCAAACAUCAUCUGGACCUGGGACACAACAGUGAAGCUUACGAAGCACUCACACAGAACCCCGACUGCAGCAUGCAGCUUGACUGUCUCCGUCAGCUUGUUGUCGUCCUGUGUGAACGGUCUCAGCUCCAGGAUCUGGUCCAGUUCUCCUACGUCAACCUGCACGACGAGGUGGUCAGUAUCAUUGAAUCCAGAGCCAGAGGUCUGGACCUGCUGGCCCACAACUACUACGAGCUGCUGUAUGCCUUCCACAUCAACCGACACAACUACAGGAAAGCAGGAACAGUGAUGUUUGAGUUCGGGAUGCGUCUUGGUCGGGAGGUGCGAACUCGUGUUGGUCUUCAGAAACAGGUGAACUGUUACCUGGCUGCUCUAAACUGUCUCCGCCUCAUCAGACCUGAAUACGCCUGGAUCGUCCAACCAGCAUCUGGCGCCACGUAUGAGCGUCCAGGUGCAUCUCCAAAGAGAAACUCUGACGGAGAGUUUUCUUCUGAACCAGUAAGACGUCAGGUCGACAUCCUGGAACUCAAGGACCUGGAAAAGGAGUACAUCCUGUCCCGCAGCCGUCUCACCCUUGCCCAGCACCACCCACCAUCUGCAGCCAUCGCUGGUAGUGCGUCGUCCUCAGAGAUCGUCUCCCUGCUCGUUCAGUCCGGUCUUUUUGACUCGGCGCUCUCCAUCUGUCUCACCUUCAGACUGAACCUGUCGCCUGUCUUUGAGGGUCUCACCUUCAAGUGUAUCAAGCUUCAAUUCGGGGGGGAGGAGUCUCAGAACGAAGCCUGGAGCUGGUUGGCUGCCAAUCAGUUGUCAUCAGUCGUCAACACCAAAGAGUCAAGUGCGACAGAUGAGGCGUGGCGCCUGCUGGCAUCGUACCUGGACAGGUAUCCAUCCGCCAACGGGCAGUACCACCGCUGUGUCAUCAACAAGCUGCUGUCACAUGGCGUGCCUCUUCCUGAUUGGCUUGUCAAGUCGUACAAGACUGUGGACGCUGCGUCUCUGCUGCGUCUGUUCCUGAACUUUGACCUGCUGGACGAUGCUGCCGAGCUUGUGACCGAGUAUGUGGACGCUCUGCUCGGGAAGGGACACGUAUACUACGGCAUACAGCGCCCUCUGUCAGCGACCUCUCCGUCCGUCUGGUUGCCGUACACGUCGAUAGAUCAACUGCUUCAGACGCUGAAUGAGACUCAGACCAACAGCAGCGUGUAUAAGAGAGUUCGGGACAAACUGGACGAUUAUCACAGGCUGGUGGAGCAGACGACCAAACGGAGACUCGUCACUCGAUAAGAUGUGACUGAUCAGGCCACCUGACUGCUCUGACCAGUCAGAGCCCGUCUUUGUUUUAAAGAGUUUGACGAUGUAAAUAUUUAGCGUGUUUUGUACCGUGUUUUCAUCAGAGCUGUAAAAUAAAGUUUUCUUUGAACGCA
Messenger RNA from Larimichthys crocea (large yellow croaker), 4365 nucleotides. RefSeq names its product nucleoporin 160 (gene nup160). The record is from RefSeq and is a predicted model, not a curated record. Gene Ontology annotation, cellular component: nuclear pore. The transcript is spliced from 34 exons. NCBI's taxonomy places the organism in Eukaryota, Metazoa, Chordata, Actinopteri, Sciaenidae. The coding region runs from base 50 to 4225 and encodes 1391 amino acids. Gene Ontology annotation, molecular function: structural constituent of nuclear pore.